Wasmannia auropunctata (little fire ant) is the source of this 3465-nucleotide messenger RNA. RefSeq names its product integrator complex subunit 3 (gene IntS3). Lineage: Eukaryota; Metazoa; Arthropoda; Insecta; Hymenoptera; Formicidae. The transcript is spliced from 9 exons. The record is from RefSeq and is a predicted model, not a curated record. The coding region runs from base 5 to 3331 and encodes 1108 amino acids. Gene Ontology annotation, cellular component: cytoplasm.
AGCGAUGGAGCAGCCGAAGUCCCCGACGUCCCGGCUAUUCAACACGAGCUGCGUCGAGAACAAGGACGAGCUGGAAGAGAAAUUGGAAAGAUGCCACUCGACGUUGCAAAAUCUGAUCACGGGACUCUCGGAGAAGGAGGUCCACGACACGCUGAACAAUGCGGUGUGCAAGGACAAGACGCACGAGGAGGUCUCCCUGGGUUUACUGGUGGUGAUCCUGACGGAUCCGCAGAACGCUGCAAAGAGUUACAGGGACUUGACGUUGAUCACACGAGAUGGCCUAGCCAUUGUGCUGCUCCAUCUCAAUCAACUAGUACUGGAGAAAUAUUUGAGAUUAAAUGACGUUACCAGGAGCCAGUUACUGUGGUUGCUAAGGGAAAUGAUAAGGACUAGUGUAACAAAUGUGGACAACCUUUGUUUGAGUUUGUUGAGGCAUGCGGCAGGCGGGGACAUUUCCCCGAAGAACUUAUUCCUAGUUGACGCCCUCUUGGAUAUUUUUCAAGAGAAUCGACCGUGGUUGGACAAAUUUCCGUUUUUAGUAGCAUCAAUUGUGUACACGUAUUUACGAUUAAUAGAAGACCACAAUGCACCUCAUCUGGCUGGUUUACGGCAAAAGGAAGUGACCUUCACGGUAUCCCUGAUAAGGGAACGAAUGGCGGACUGUCUGGCCAUUGGAAGAGAUCUGGUUCGUUUGCUGCAGAACGUCGCGAGAAUACCGGAGUUCGAAGCGCUCUGGAAGGAUGUAUUACUCAAUCCGAAAACUCUCUGUCCAAAUUUUAGCGGCGUCCUUCAGCUGUUGCAAACCAGAACCUCCAGGCGAUUCCUGCAGUCCCGCUUGACGCCGGAAAUGGAGAGGAAACUCGUGUUUCUCACGAGCAACGUCCGCUUCGGCAAUCACAAGCGUUAUCAGGAUUGGUUUCAGCGGCAAUACCUGGCAACGCCCGAAUCUCAGUCGUUGAGGUGCGAUCUUAUUCGCUUCAUCGUCGGAGUUAUACAUCCCACGAACGAACUGCUGUGCUCCGACAUUAUCCCGCGAUGGGCGGUAAUAGGCUGGCUGUUCACAACGUGCACUUCCACCGUGGCCGCCAGCAACGCGAAGCUGGCCUUGUUCUACGAUUGGCUGUUUUUCGAACCUGACAAAGACAAUAUCAUGAAUAUUGAACCUGCGAUUCUUGUUAUGCACAAUUCAAUGAGGUCUCAUCCACCCGUCACUGCCACCCUUCUAGAUUUUUUAUGCAGGAUAAUACCAAACUUUUAUCCCGCGCUAACGGACAAAGUCAGAAAUGGCAUAUUUUCAUCGUUGCGGCAAAUUCUGGAGAAACGCGUUCUGCCUAGCCUAUACCCGUUAUUCGAUAGCCCGAAACUCGAUCGAGAAUUAAGAAGCAAGAUACGAGAGACCUUUAAAGAAUUUUGUCUGCCACCGAAUACGGAGCCUGCAGGUAAUAAGGUUCUGAAAUAUUCAGGUAAAAUGGAAGAACUCAACAAGGAGCAUAAUCCUGGGACUAUAAUAGAAAAUACCACGAAUUCUACCGUGGAGAACAACCACGUGGCACAGGAUCCCGAACCAACGUUCAGUGACGAAGAAGAGGAGUUGUCUCCUCUUAGAAUAGUGACGAAAGUAGAAGAAGAAGAGGACGAGGAGGACGUACCGUUGUCUACGGUAAAACUGAAAAACGAUCAGAAGAACGCGAACUGCGUCGUGAAGAAGGAGGACAUCACGUCGCAUCUGCGUCUCAUAUUGGAGCCGGAGGAGUUGAGGACCAGCAUAGAAACGUUGCAUACGGAGACCGACAACGAGUCGAGGUGCCAAGUGAUGGAAAGGAUAGUACAAAUGAUCGUGGAGGACGAAAUAGAUGCAGAAACGAUACCCGCGUUAGCGUCCUGCAUAUCAACUAUCUUAUCGCCGCAGAUCACGACGCAGAUCUUCCCGUCGGAUAAUCUGAACGAGGAGGUGCUGGCCGAUAGUAUAAGCACGCCGUUGUUUGUUAUGUUUCGAAACCAAUUUCAAUUGUGCAAAGAAGAGGAUAACAGGCGGAAGCUUCUGGCCAGGGUGCUGGCGGAAAUGCAGUCGGUUCAGUCCAAGAUCGGUUAUCUCCUUCUUUAUUUCUUAAAAGUCUGGGGCAGAGAAGAGGAGAAGAGAGAAGGCGAGCCGAGGUUAGACGAAAAACAUGAAAUAUCGAACAGGCAAACAGUAAGAAGGAAAAAUCCUUUAAACUCUGAACUGUUCUAUUUCAGCAAUGUUCUAAACGACGUCAAAGCAUCGGUAUACAAGGACUUCUGCGCGCAGCGAGAAAAGAAAUUGGACGCGUGUCUGGUGCAAGAUUUAAAGCUUUGCCACGAAGAUAAUAUAUUCAUGUUAUGUUACCUCGUGCCCGACGUGUACACGGGAUUUCAAAACGUCGCCGUCGGAAACGUCCAGCUGUUGCACCUGGUCGUGUCCACCGUGGACUCGUGCCAGUUACAGGAUCUAGUUUGCCAGAUAAUGCAGGGCCAUCUGAAGAUGUUGAAGAAGGAGUCGUUCACCACGCUACUGACGGCCAGCUUGAAUUGGGAGACAUUCGAGCAAUACUGUUUCUGGCAGCUCAUAUUUGCACACGAUUUUCCCAUUGAUUACGUACUGCCGGUUUUGCCGAAGCUACAGUUUCGUAAUCACGCGGAGGCGCUCACCUCAAUCUUGUUUAUGCUUAAGCAAGAAAAGCCAACCUUGGAUCUUCUACGACAACUACUCGCCCGGCAAAGCGUCGAGGGCGAUAUGUUUGUCGUGGCCGCGCUACGUUAUUGGUGUCGCGAUUACGAGGAGAAACUCGGCGAGCUGCUCGCGAAUCUACUCAGCACCCGUUAUCCCGCGACCAGUCCGAACAAACGGAAACGUUCUGGCGCCAAGCAGAACCAGCAAUCAGGUCCACCUACCGGCGAACAAGUUCUCGGCCACUUGGACCAGUUACGCCAGCACUGUGUGUCCUCCGCGGAAUUACAGUUGUAUCACUCGGAAGGGAUGCAAAGGGCAUUACAGCAGGCGCAAGCGGCGAGCAGCGAUUCACUCAGGAAAAGUUACGGCGACCUCUUUGCGCUUGCGGAAGUCAACGAGGAGAACGAACCACCGCCACCGAGUAGUUCCGCGAGGAAACACGCUGCCUCUGGGGGAGGCGCGGGCAGUAAGGGCGGUCACAGGAAAACCGGCGCUAACACGAGAGAAAGAUCCAACUCGAAGAGACCACUUCCGCGAUAUCAUAUUGACAGCACCUCUAGUAGCGAGGAAGAAGAAAUCGUGAAUCCAAAGCAAGCGAAAAAAAGGAAAAAGAUCAAUCCAGUGGGCUCGGACAGCGACUGACCACCCAGUGUCUUCACAUGUCACAUGGACCACGUCACGUGUGUGCAGCAAGCUAAACUAGCCUUAAGAAUAGUAAGAUAAUAUGAUAUACAUAGAUUUAUAUUUAUGUGUGUGUAUAUGUAUAUAUACAUAUA